AUGGUGCUGGACUUAUGUCCGGAGCUUUAUGAUGGUGGCAAAGAACACCUCCUCUGGCACCCGGAGAACGAAGAGACGCAGCGGCGGCGCUGGCUGGCCCCCAACGAAGCACCGAAGCCGGUUGCAGUCAAUGUGCCCAAGGCCGUUCCAGCCACGAUUGUCGUGCCAGCCAGCUCACAGCGUACACAACGCACAAUGGGGCCUUCCUACUCGUACGUCGUGGGCCACGGCCCAGGACGUGAGCUUUCGCGGACCUAUGCAUCCGCUCGCAGUGUCGCAGGCUGCCAAGCUCCAG
Molecule: messenger RNA, 295 nt
Organism: Symbiodinium necroappetens
Lineage: Eukaryota; Dinophyceae; Suessiales; Symbiodiniaceae
Source: the annotation of a GenBank genome assembly